AUGGCCCAACAUAUGAUCCAAGCUCACGAUAACGUCUUCGAUGCCGUCAUCAGCAACGUCUUCGAGAUGACCGGCAAUCGCACCGCCAUUAAGGGUCGGGUAAAUACCAUACUCGAUCAACCCCCCGGCCCAACCUUUGAUACAGAAGCCGAUUACGUUCGCCAAAGAGAGGAGAUCUUGAAGCGCGAGAAUACAUUAUCAUUUGAUUUCCGCGCAAAGACACUGGCAUCAAACAAGGAGCAGAAGGCUAACGCCAUCAUUCAAAAACUCAAGAUAAAGGACAAGGAGGAGGUUUAUGACCAGGCUGAGCCAAGGCAAGGACGGGGUGGUCAGAAUCAUCCGCGGUUUGCUGCUGACCAUUUCUUGUCAAACGUCGACUUGAUCAACCAGACGAGCCUAUUCCGAGUCGCCGUCAAGAUGCCAAAGGGAGCACAUCUCCAUAUCCAUUUCAACGCUUGCCUGCAGCCUCAUGUGUUGUUGGGCAUCGCCGCGACCAUGUCCCGCAUGUUUAUCAAUAGCGAUUUGUCCUUGGCGCCGAGCGCCGCAAAGACUAACCUUCAACGUUGUGAAAUCCAGUUUUCCAUCUUAGCGGCUGGAAAGGAGAAGGGCAAUGAGGGAAACCUCUUCGAUGCCGAUUACGCCGACAACAAGGACCGGCCAAGGCAAAUGAUGAAAUACUCAGAUUUCAUCCUCCAAUUUCCUGAACACUACAACGGCAUGAAGGCUGAGGAGUGGCUCACAACAAAACUUGUCUUCCACGAGGAUGAAGCACACAACGAGCUUCAAACAGUCCAGGGAGCAUGGGAGAAGUUCAACGGCCGGACACGGAUGAUGAAGGGACUCUUCAACUAUGAGAAGGCCUACAGAGAAUACACACGAGGCAUUCUUGAAGAUUUUGUCCGCGACAACAUUCAGUAUGCCGAGAUUCGGCCUAACUUCAUGAAGACAAAUCAACUCUGGAGCAACGACGGUACGCAGCAAAUCGGCAACGAAGGUAUCAUGGAGAUAAUUAUCGACGAGUACGAAAGGUUUCAGAAGGAGACCAAAGACUACUUUGGCGGGCUGAAGGUCAUCUACUGCACCCCUAGGUCCUUUCCCAAGGAGACGGUGGCAUUUGCCCUCGAUGAGUGUUUCAGGUUCAAGCAAAAAUGGCCCGAGUGGAUUGCUGGAUUCGAUCUGGUUGGCGAAGAAUCACAGGGUCACCCUUUACGAUAUUUCAUAGAAGAAUUCCUCGCCUUCAGGAAGAAAUGCGAAGAAGCUAUUCCUAAAGUCGAUAUUCCAUUCCUCUUUCACUGCGGAGAGACAACAGAUAUUGGCAACGAGACGGACGGCAAUCUUGUAGAUGCCCUUUUGCUCAACUCAAAGCGCAUCGGCCACGGGUUUGCUCUGGCCAGGCACCCUUAUAUCAUGGAGCAUAUGAAGAAAAGGGGUAUCUGCCUUGAGGUGUGCCCAAUUUCCAACGAGGAGCUUGGUCUCACACCCCGAAUUACGGGCCACUCAAUGUACAAUUUGCUCGCCAACAACGUACACUGCACAUUAAACUCGGACAACGGAACAAUAUUCAGAUCAACUCUUUCACAUGAUUUCUAUCAAGCGAUGGUGGGUAAGACGGACAUGACCUUGUACGGCUGGCGACAGCUCAUUGAGUGGAGUCUUGAGCACUCUUGCAUGUCAAAAGGCGAGCUCAAGAAAGUGCGGGAGGAAUGGGAGAAACGUUGGGGGAAGUUUUUGGACUGGAUUCUUGCUGAGUUCAAGGAGUUGCACCCAGAAACCUCAAAAUAG
Molecule: messenger RNA, 1782 nt
Organism: Colletotrichum godetiae
Lineage: Eukaryota; Fungi; Ascomycota; Sordariomycetes; Glomerellales; Glomerellaceae
Product: adenosine/AMP deaminase
Exons: 3
Coding region: 1-1782 (593 amino acids)
Biological process (GO): inosine biosynthetic process; adenosine catabolic process
Molecular function (GO): adenosine deaminase activity
Source: RefSeq, a predicted model, not a curated record